CGACGACCCAGCCAUGUCCGACAGUCUGCCCAUCAAUCCCACCGGCAUCGCCGCGCCCACCCCGCAGAACACCCCGCUUCAAAACGCCCCCAUUGCCCAAGGGCUCUCGCGCCCGACCGUGCCAGACAUCACCGAGGGCGACGAGCCCGACGAAGACGAGGAGGACGCCGAGGACACCGCCUCCGGCUUCCAGGCCACGAUGGCGGGCCUCGUCCAAGGCAAGCUCCAGAGCUUGCUCGGGAAGAGCUCCGGCUACGUCGAGAGCUUGCCGGUCGAGGUCAAGAAGAGCGUCGCGGGUUUGAAGGGUAUCCAGGUCAAGCAUACCGAGCUGCAGAACCAGUACAAGAAGGAGUGCCUCGAGCUUGAGAAGAAGUACCUCGAGCUCCAAAAACCGCUGUACGAGCGCCGUCACGCGAUCGUCACCGGCCAGGCGCAACCCACGCCGGAAGAAAUCGAGGAGGGCGAGAAGGUGGCCCAGGAAGACGACCCCGCGUACACCCCGCUUCCCGCAGACGCCGUCGCUGCCACUCCGGCCGCGGCCAUCCCCGAGUUCUGGCUCACCGCGCUCCGGAACCACGUCGGCCUCUCGGAGAUCAUCACCGACCGCGACGCGGGCGCGCUCAAGCACCUGACCGACAUCCGGAUAGCCUACCUCUCCCCCCCGGAGGAGGACAAGCCCGGCUUCCGGCUCGAGUUCGAGUUUGAGGAGAACGAGUACUUUGAGAACAAGGUCCUCACGAAGACGUACUAUUACCAGCCCGAGGUCGGAUACUCGGGCGACUUCUUGUACGAGCGUGCCGUCGGGACCGAGAUCAAGUGGAAGGGCGACGACAAGGACCUCACCAAGGAGUACGAGAUCAAAAAGCAGAGGAAUAAAAACACCAACCGCACGCGUCUCGUCCGCAAGUCGCGCCCGAGCGAUUCGUUCUUCAACUUCUUCAGCCCCCCUGUCCCGCCUAGCGACGACGAGGAGGAGGAAGUGGACGCGGAGGAUCUUGAUGAGCUCGAGAUGAAGCUCGAGGUCGACUACCAGAUCGGCGAGGACAUCAAGGAGAAGAUCAUCCCUCGUGCUAUCGACUACUUCACCGGAAAGGCUCUCGAAUACGAGUCUAUGGAUGAGGACGACGAUGACUACGAGGACAUUGACGACGACGAAGACGGGUUUGAGGAUGAGGACUCUGACGAGGACGAGGCGCCGGCGAGGCGGCGUGGACCCCCUAAGGGCCGUGGCGCGAACAACGUCGACCCUGAAGAGUGCAAGCAGCAGUAAACCUCUCGCAUCGCGUUUCCCUCCCAUCACACUCCCUCUCUUCGUCUUCCUCUCCUAUGUGGCUUCUCUACUCAAGGAUGAUAUAACGGCGUCGAAUAAACGGCAAUCGCGAUCCUCUCUCACUCGACCCACACCUAGCGCGCCUCCCAAACGUAGUUGCUUCCUCCCGAUGUUUAAUGAAUAUUGUGUCUGUAGGCGCCAAAUAAUGUAUGACUA
This is a messenger RNA of Punctularia strigosozonata HHB-11173 SS5, 1486 nucleotides long. RefSeq names its product NAP-domain-containing protein. Gene Ontology annotation, biological process: nucleosome assembly. The transcript has 5 exons. NCBI's taxonomy places the organism in Eukaryota, Fungi, Basidiomycota, Agaricomycetes, Corticiales, Punctulariaceae. The record is from RefSeq and is a predicted model, not a curated record. Gene Ontology annotation, cellular component: chromatin; nucleus. Gene Ontology annotation, molecular function: chromatin binding; histone binding. Bases 14 to 1270 code for a protein of 418 amino acids.